Molecule: messenger RNA, 1838 nt
Organism: Bufo gargarizans (Asiatic toad)
Lineage: Eukaryota; Metazoa; Chordata; Amphibia; Anura; Bufonidae
Gene: AP1S1
Product: adaptor related protein complex 1 subunit sigma 1
Exons: 5
Coding region: 154-630 (158 amino acids)
Biological process (GO): vesicle-mediated transport; intracellular protein transport
Cellular component (GO): intracellular membrane-bounded organelle; AP-1 adaptor complex; membrane coat
Molecular function (GO): clathrin-cargo adaptor activity
Source: RefSeq, a predicted model, not a curated record
GCGUAUUGGAUGAUUCUCCUUUCCCCCUCCCCGCGGGGUGAGGCCGGGGGGAGGAGGCACCGGGCCCGUACAGUGAAUCACGAAAGGCCGGGGACCGAGGCCUGAGAAGAGGCCUUAGCACGGGGAGAGGCGGUUCACAGAACAGGCAGCAAGAUGAUGCGGUUCAUGCUGCUGUUUAGCCGGCAGGGGAAGCUGCGCCUGCAGAAGUGGUACGUGGCCACCUCCGAGAGGGAGAAGAAGAAGCUGGUGCGGGACCUGAUGCAGACCGUGCUCAGCCGCAAGCCCAAGAUGUGCAGCUUCCUGGAGUGGAAGGAUCUCAAGGUGGUGUACAAGAGAUACGCCAGUCUGUAUUUCUGCUGUGCCGUGGAAGAUCAGGAUAACGAGCUGCUGACCCUGGAGCUGAUCCACCGAUACGUGGAGCUACUAGACAAGUACUUCGGCAGCGUGUGCGAGCUGGACAUCAUAUUUAACUUCGAGAAGGCUUAUUUCAUCCUGGACGAGUUCCUGAUGGGGGGCGAAAUCCAAGACACAUCCAAGAAGAGCGUCCUGAAGGCGAUCGAGCAGUCAGACAUGCUCCAGGAGGAGGAUGAGUCGCCGCGUAGCGUUCUAGAAGAGAUGGGACUGGCUUGAUACUCAGAGGACUCCUUCCACGUUUUUUUGACCAACCCCCUUUUUACAUUUCCCGAUACACCCCACCAUUCCGCCUUCCUCUUUUACAAUCACUGCAAGACCUCCCUCGUCUCCAGCACGCCCGCACACACCGCCGUAGCUAUGUGUCUGUAUGUGCGUCGCUGCUCGUGUCUUCUUUCUACAGUUUCCAGGUGAACACGAAAAAAGGGACCAAUCGCACUUUCUCAAUCACCCCUCACCCGCCCCUUGAAACGCGUAGAGACUAAUAAUUUAUCUUUUAUUUUUUGUACACGGUCCGUCGCGGCACACCGUACAGUUUUUUUGAUUUUUAUUUUUGCACACUUUCGGUGAUGGGCUGUUUCUGCUUUGAAUCUCUCACUCGCUGACUUCUAAGUCUGCACCGUAGGAGGAUAGUCUCGACCACCGUGAAUCAUUCCCCCUCCCCCCCCCCUCAGUGUCCAUUACAAGGACUCAACACCCCUUUUCCUUCCCACCACCACAACCGCACGAACUUCCGGAAUAAAACAUAAAUGCUGCUAACUUACCUCCGCUCCAGUUUCUAUUAGUACAUCAAGACUUGUAUAGGUUUCCUGGGUAUUAAAACUGGUUGGGGGCAUCUGCGAAGAUAUUUAGGGGGGCGUGAAUAUGUUUCGGUAAUAGAUAUUCACUACAUUUUAGCAGAUUAAAAAAUAAAAAAAUAAAAAAAUCUGGAAACUGUCAGCAAGCUGUGUCUUGAGUAGCCUAAAAUGUAACUCUGACACCCACAAAGGGUCCACAGUGUAAAUCCCCAUUCAUAUUUUCCCACCCAAUUGAAAUCCCCCCCCCAAAAAAGUUCACAACACUUUUUUUGGUAAAUCUGUGACCGAGAGGGAAUAGCAGAUCUGUGAACAGCAACUUGUUGAUGGUUUCCAGUUACAAAUUUAUAUUUUUAGAACUUCACCAACAUUAAGCUGCGAUUAUAUGUUACAAAAAUACAGAAUGUUUCAUUCCGUAGGAUGAAUGGAGAGACGCAGUAAAAAUAUUAGAUCCGUCAGUAACUGCUUUUUGAUGGUUUCCAGUUGGGAACCUCUCUUUUCACUUACCGUUCUCUGAAUCUGUAUUGACUGCUGUGACUAUGUUACCACCAUAUUUGCACUAGUGUUAACACAUGAUCCACUACCUGUAAUUUCGUAAAUGCAAAAUUAAAGACGUUUGAUUGUUUGCUGAGA